AUGGACCGGACGCUAGGAGCCCUGUGCUAUCUACAUUCCGCAACGUCUCUAAAUGCAAGGGACAACUUUGAAUGUCGUGAAGAAUCGCAAGACAUCAAAGAGCGACUGGCAAGGGUUUAUCUCGCGCGCGCGAGAACGUCGAUCAAACCGUCGCAUGCCGCAUUCCAACCCCAGACCAAGUCACACCCCCUUAUCCCACCUUACUCAAAGAGCCCCAAUCCCUACGAGGCGCAAGACGCAGCUGUGUCAUGUCAAAUAUCCUACACAAAUCCCAUCGUGGAAGGCGUGGGACUCUGUUUCGACGGCGAAUUAGUCUCGCCCCAGCUCACCGGCCCGCAUCCACCCAACGCCCCAUCAGGCGAUCCAGAAACUCUUCAACUGCCGAAAGCAGACACAUCACAGACCAUGGGCUUUUCAAGGUUCGAUAUCCUAGCUCCCGGACUGGCGGCGACGAACGUUUGUCAGGUGGAAACAUGACACACCCGUGCUUGAGGAGAAAGGGGAACAUGGGCGAACAUGGGAGAUGCCUCUUCCGCCCCCGCGGGCGGGAUGUGGAGGGAG
This is a messenger RNA of Colletotrichum godetiae, 561 nucleotides long. RefSeq lists its product as uncharacterized. The record is from RefSeq and is a predicted model, not a curated record. The transcript has 2 exons. Lineage: Eukaryota; Fungi; Ascomycota; Sordariomycetes; Glomerellales; Glomerellaceae. Bases 1 to 477 code for a protein of 158 amino acids.